Messenger RNA from Lates calcarifer (barramundi perch), 7653 nucleotides. RefSeq names its product Fras1 related extracellular matrix 1a (gene frem1a). The record is from RefSeq and is a predicted model, not a curated record. Gene Ontology annotation, biological process: cell communication. NCBI's taxonomy places the organism in Eukaryota, Metazoa, Chordata, Actinopteri, Centropomidae. Gene Ontology annotation, cellular component: membrane.
GUUGAAAGCAGAGGAGAGCAGACAGGUAGGGGAGAAGGGGGAAGAAGAAGGAAAGGAAGCGCCAGAUGUCAGCAGAUCAGCUCCUGAUGUUUAUGUGAACUGGUGAAGGCUCACACACACAUGCAGCAGAGUCAUUGUAUAGCCGAAGGAAAAUGUAACUUCUCAAGAGGAAAGACUCCCUCGAUCUACUGAAGUCUCCCGCUGAAGUGUGUCUCUGCAAGUGAUCCUGCCUUUGUUUGGAGCCAGUCCUCGAGGACCCUACAGGACGUCAAGCUUGUGACUGACAGUGAUGGGUUCACAGAGUCAAAUGCUGGCCUGGAUGUUGCUUCCAGUGCUUCUGUUGGGAAUGACCUGCUCAUUGCACGGCUCCCUCGUCAAAGUCAAUAAGGGUUUAAAGGUGAAACGAGGUCAGUCGGCCUACCUCGAUGAGAGCGACCUGCAGUUCCAUAUUCCCCGUCAGAAGGAUGCGUGCAAGGUGGAGGUGGUGUUAAAUGAGCCCAUAACUCAACGAGUGGGAAAAGUCAUGCCUCAGGUCUUUGAUUGCCAUUAUCUGGCUGAUGAGGUGAAGUAUGUCCAUAACGGCUGUCCAUUGCUAAAAGAGGACAUAGUCAAGCUUCGACUGUACAGGUUCACAGACUCAGAGACUUACAUGGAGGUGUUUUCUCUCCAUGUGGACAUUAUGGAACCUGACUGCAGCAUCAUAAAGCUCGGGCCUAAAUCCUUGGAGGUUCCUGAAUUCUACGGCCUCUCUGAUGCCGUUGAUGGCAAUGUGGUGUCCUUCCAUUAUGAGAGGAGGUCUAGCCUGGAGUGUAGUAUCCAUCUGAGCAACCAUGACACCCACCUGCCAGCCCACGGCCAGCUGGUCACCGGGGAUCCAGAGAAAGCCACCAAGAGAGGGGACGAGCCUGAGAGCUUCAUCCACCUACGUCAGCAACUAGAUAAUAAAGAGAGGGCGAUGUGUAAGUCUGAAGACUGCCUGAAGGGUCUGAAGCUGGUGAAGUUCACUAAGAUUCCCUGUGAUGACUUCCUGAUGAUGGGGCUGAGGUAUCAGCACAUAGACCCUCCAUCUCCUGAUAUAGACUACAUUGCAAUCAGACUGGACCUUAAGGACACCAGGAGUGGCAGCAUAUAUCAGUCUGAGCAGUCCUGGAUUCCAGUUCGGAUAGUCGGUGCAAUGCCCAACCAGCCUCCCAAACCAUCCUUCAUGUCCAUGUUCAUCCUGGAAGUAGACCAGUUCAUCCUCACUCCACUCUCCACUGCUACACUAGAUGCUGAGGAUGAGGAAACUCUCAAACAACUUUUGGUUUUCAACAUCACCAAACCCCCUGUGGACGGCUUCAUCGCCCAUCUGACCGAUCACACUCGGCCAAUCUCCUCCUUCACAUGGCUGGAUUUAAAUGACAUGCUCAUUGGGUAUCAACCUCCCAACUCCUCACAUACCCAACGCAGGAAUUACGAGGUGGAAUUUGAGGUUCAUGAUUUUUUCUUUGAGAAGAGCCCAUCAAUGACUGUUCACAUGUCUGUAAGGAAUGCCGACACAAAUGCACCCAGAGUGUCCUGGAACAUGGGCCUCAGCCUGUUAGAGGGGCAGUCUCGUCCAAUAACAUGGGAGCAGCUCCAGAUUGUGGACAACGACAACCUGAACGCCGUUCGUGUCAUCACUGUGGACGGUCUGCAGCACGGACGGCUAACUGUCAGAGGUGGAAAAGGCUUUAUGUUCACUGUCAAUGACAUCAGAGCAGGUGUUGUUCGCUAUCACCAUGACGACAGCGACUCAACUAAAGACUUCAUUAUCUUCCGUAUCACCGAUGGUCGCCAUCAGACCAGGCACAAAUUCCCUAUCAAGAUCCUGCCAAAGGAUGACAGCCCUCCUUUCCUCAUCACCAACAUGCUGCUGGAGGUGUCUGAGGGCCAAACGGCUCUGCUGAGGGGCUCCACCCUCCAGGCUUCAGACCUGGACUCCAGCGACGACUACAUCCUCUUUAACAUCACCCGCCCCCCACAAGCAGGAGAGGUCAUGAAAAUCCCAGGACCAGGGCUCACAGGUUAUCCUGUCAGCCACUUUCUGCAGAGGGACCUGUCUCAGUCCAUGCUGUACUACCGACAUCUUGGGAAUGAGGUGUUUGAUGAUUCCUUUGAGGUGGUGCUGUCUGAUUUCCAUGACCCUCCCAACCUGUCACAGCCUCAAGUGGUGAUGGUGCACAUAGAGCCUGUUCCAGACCAGCCACCUAAAGAGGUUCCUGGUUCCAGCCGAUGUCUCGUGGUCAAAGAAACUGAAGUGGUCCAUAUAACAAGACAGCACCUUCACUUUGUAGACCAGGAGUCCCCAGACAGUGAGCUGACAUACACAGUCACCACUCCACCUUUUUACACUGGUCCCCACAGCACUCCUGAUGCUGGGAGGUUGUUCCUGGUGGACAGCAUCCCCAAAUUCACCAAAGACUCCAGUGCACCAGUGCUGAGGCUCUUCACACAGCAUGCAGUGAACUUCAUGAAAGUAGCCUACAUGCCUCCUAUCAUGGACAUCGGCCCUUACCCCCAGUAUAUCCAGUUUGUUCUCUCUGUAACCAACCGUUUGGGCAAAACAGUCACUGGGAUCUGCUUUAACAUCACUGUGAUGCCAGAAGACAACCAACCACCACAGGUGAUCACCAACGCUCUGACAGUAGACGAGGGAGGGGAGUGCUGGCUUGGCCCUGAACACUUACUGCUGUCAGACGUGGACUCCAUGGAAGAGGUCCUGCAGGUGGAGCUGCAGAGGGAGCCACAGCAUGGAGCUCUGCAGCUUGGAGGCCUCCUGCUAAAACCAGGCCAAGCUUUCACUGUGCAAGACCUGAAAAGCUUUAAAGUUAGGUACAAUCACGACAGCUCAGAAACUGUGGAGGACAACAUUGAAUUCACUGCAACAGAUGGCACCAAUUCAGUUAGUUUUGUCCUACAAGUGAAGGUGAAGCCCAUCAAUGACGAGGUCCCGGUGUUGGUCGCUGGUUUGAAGCCAGUACUCAGCUGUGCAGAGGGACAGGAAAUAGUCAUCACAGCAGAGUAUAUCUAUGCCUCUGAUGCAGACAGCGACAACAGCAGCCUGGCCUUCUUAAUUGCCCGGCAGCCAUAUCACGGUGUGGUGCUGCGAAAUGGUGUCGUGGUUGAUCGCUUCAUCCAGGCAGACAUCACUGCAGGGAUCAUCACCUACAAACACACAGGACUGGAGAUUGGUCUCACUCCUCGCCAUGAUACCAUCACCUUUGUUAUUUCUGAUGGAGAAACAGAAAACUCUGCUCUGUGCUGCGGUGGAGGAAAUCCCAUCAGGACCAGAGGCACAGCUCAGCAUCGGGACAGCCUGCCUGUGUACGACCUCCAUAUCACAGUGUUUCCAGUUGACAGCCAACCACCUUCACUUACAACAGGAGACAUCUUUAUGGUGGAUGAAGGUGGAACUGCCCCAAUAAUUGCGUCUCAUUUGAAGGCCUCUGAUGUGGACACUGUCCAGGAUGAACUGGUGGUCAGUCUGAUUUCUCCACCCCAAUUUGGCUACAUUGAAAAUGUCCUACCCAGUCCUGGUUUUGAGAAAAGCAACAUGGGCAUAAGCAUAGCUUCAUUUUCAUACAAAGACCUCAUUGACGGUCACGUGAACUAUGUACAGUCCAGACACCAGAGGAUGGAGCCCACAGCUGACCAGAUGAUGCUCUGCGUGUCAGAUGGGAAACACACUUCUGCCCAUGUGCCCUUCUACAUUAUUAUUAAUCCAACAAAUGAUGAGAUCCCAGAGUUUAUGGCUCGUAACAUCACAGUACGAGAAGGAGAGAUGAAGCAGCUGGACUCAUCAGUGUUGCACGCAAUGGAUCUGGAUGUCCCCAGGAACACCCUGCUGUUCAGUAUAGUUAAACCCCCUCAUCAUGGCAGCAUCAUUAACCAUGACAAUGAAAAGGCGGUCAACAAGAGACGAGAGGCCAGUCCCCAAUCCCCUGUGGUCGACUUUACAAUGACAGAUCUUAUUAAUGGUAUGGAUCUGAUGUACGUGCACGACGACUCUGAGAAUAUGGUCGAUAGCUUUACCAUCCAGUUAACUGACGGCAAGCACCAACUCCACAGACAAGUGAUGGUUAAAGUGCUGCCAACCAACGAUGAAGAGCCUCAUAUCAUAAGGAACAAUGGGCUGGAGGUGGAACCAGGAGAGACUCGGCUCAUAUCCAGUGUUACACUGUUUGCACAGGACAAUGAUACUCCCUCUUCAGAGGUCAUGUACAUAUUUGAGAGUGUUCCUACCCAAGGACUACUUCAACUUAAGGAAGGUCCAGACUGGGUGACGCUGACAGCUGGGAGAAACUGCACCCAGGAAACGGUGGACAUGAACCUUCUGCGCUAUGUGCACACAGGCCUGCACGCUGCCAAAACACAGGACUUCUUUGUCUUCCACUUGCUGGAUGGAAAGAAUCAAUCACCCCCACAGCACUUCCACAUCUCUGUCAAAGAUCUUGAGAAAGGAAAUAUUGCCAUCUUUGUAAAGCCAGUGAACGUCAGUCGGGGCGAUCGUGUGGUUCUCACCACAGAUGUGCUGCUAGCCACAGACGGCACAGAAAAGCCUGAGGAGCUUCUGUACACCAUCACCAACGCUCCCACUCAAGGACACAUAGAGUACAUCAAACAUCCCGGACUGGCCAUCUCCACCUUCAGCCAGAUGGACAUAGCAGCAAACCUUGUAGCUUAUGUGCAUGACAACCGAGCCAGCACACGCAGAGAAACCUUUCAGUUUGUUGUGAGUAACAGUAAGACUAGUCGAAACGGAAGCUUUGAGAUCACAGUGGAAAUGGUGGAUCGCAUCCUGCCCUCUCUGUCCUCUAACAAAGGCAUCACAGUCCCCCAAGGUUCCUCCAUUAUCCUGGGUCCUGACUGCUUGGCCCUUUCUGACCCAGACACUCCACCCAGCGCCCUGACCUUUACCCUCCUCCAGCCUCCACAGUACGGCAGGCUGCUUUUAGCUGGCACCACACUAACUGCUGGGUCAAACUUCACCUACGGACACAUACAAGAGUUGGAGGUGUCAUAUAAACAUGACGGAGGGCCGUCACAGAUUGACAGGUUCGCCUUCACUGCCUCUGACACCACCAAUAGAGGCUUCCUCCUGGAUGGGCAGUUACAUUUGGAACCUGUGUAUUUCACCAUACAGAUCAAGCCUUUGGAUAAGUUACCUCCUGAGGUGGUGAAGAUACUCGAUCUUUGGAAAGCAGAGGUUUUAGAUGACGGACGGUACGGCAUCUUUCUGUCAUCCCGGGAGCUGAAGGCCCAAGACUCGGACAGCAGAGAGGAAGAACUGAUAUUCUGCAUCGUCCGCCCACCAUACUUUGGCUACCUAGAAAACAUUACUACAGGUGGUUUUGUGCCACAGCGCUUCUCUCAGACAGAGCUGAAUAAGAGAACCAUCGUCUACAUCAUCAGUCCAGAGAGGGAGUCUCUCUCAGACAGCCUGGAGUUCAGAGUGUCUGAUCCUUUAGGGAACACUGGGCCAUCACACAUACUUGAAUUCAGCUGGUCCAGCGUGGAGCUGUCUCAGCCUGAGUACUCUGUGUGUGAGGAGCAGGGAGGCGGCUCGCUGGACAUCAUCCGCAAAGGAAACUUAGCAGAGUCCUCAUACAUCACAGUCAAGUUAAAGGCAGUGACUGCAACAGCUGGGAAAGAUUUCCUCAUAAGCCCUUCUUCCCUCAUUCAGUUUGAUCCAGGAGUGUCAAAGAGGAGCUGGCAAAUCGAAAUCAUUCGGGAUCACCUUGAGGAGGCUGAGGAAAUGUUUGAAGUGCUGCUGAUCUCCCCUGAAGGCACAGUGAUUGGCACCAUCAAUAGGGCUCAAGUCACCAUCAGGGACUCAGGACAGUGUAGGCUGAACCAGGAUCAGGAGGCUCCUGUCCUUGGAGGAAAAGAGAUCAGGUCAGACACAUACCCCCAGCAUGGAUCCAUUCAGCUAGAGAAACUGCCUUUAGGCACUGAAUCAGUCAUCUGGGCCCGUGGAGACAGCAUCUCCAGGCCUGCAAGUCUCCCGAAAAAGAAACUGAGAGUUACAGGCAAUCCAAAGUCUAUUGCACCAUCCUCAGUUUUUCACAAUGGGACAGACAUUGUUUACACGUAUCACGGCAUCAUGCAAAUGCGAGUAGAAGAUGACACCUCUCCAUCCAGGAAAGGCAGAAAAGCAAACAUCCGUGUGGUUAGCAGAGGGGCACAGCAGCAGGUGUCAGCAGUGCCUACUGACUCAAAACUGGAUGCUAAAAGAAAGGUCUCAAAAUCUCAGAAAUCUGCACUGGCUAAAGUACGUGCUACAGCUGAUAACUCCAUCCCCAAGCCCUGUGUGCCAGAACUGAUGGGACUCCUGCAUUUCAACCAAACCACCAAUCAGCUCUUUCACUGCAAUGGUGUCUCCUGGAAACCCUGGGCACCGACUGAUCAGAUAGUGAGUGCUCAGAUGUGUCCUCAGGGCUGGACCUUUCAUGGUGGCCACUGUUACAUCCUCAGCACUGAGCACAAAGCCACCUGGAGCACAGCUAACAGAGCCUGCAGGGAGAGAUAUAAAGGAACUCUAGCAAGUGUUCUCUCUAAAGUGGACAUGGACUGGCUGUGGAACUUCAGUGGAAGAAAACCAUUCUGGAUAGGUCUGAAUGACAGGGAAGGCAGAGGACGCUGGGAGUGGGCAGGCGGCGAGCCAGUCAGCUACACCAACUGGAGAAAGACGCCCCCUCGGUCAAAAAUGAAGGGAACCAAAACGUGUGUCCUGGUGUGGAGAAGGGCAAAGUGGCAGAUAAGGGACUGUAAAACCAGCAGAGGUCAUCGCUUUGUGUGUUCGGUCAAGACUUGAAUUUGACUUUGUGUACGGUAUCGUAGCCAUGAACCACUGUGUUGCAGCUGCAGGAGGAAGGACGUCUGAACUGCACAACAAGACAACUUUCCAAUAAGGAUUAGUGGGAACUUUGCAGGAACUGUUUCUACAACUUAUAAUGAACUUUGCAACAAUUACUGUGUCUAAAAAGUAACCUGCUACACUAAGUGACAUUGUUUACACAGCAUUUAUCCUAAUUAGCCACUGGAAGUAUUGUUAUAUAUGUGAAGCUUACUUAUUUUAGAUAGAACUGAGGCUGGAUUACUGACAGGAGCCCCAAAAGCCCAAGGCUCACUGAUUGUCAGUUGAGUUGUGGUGUUAGUAAUUUGGUCACAAAUUAGUUUGUUGAUAUUGUACUUUGUGCAAAUUUCCUGCAGGUCUUGCAGUGUUACUUUAAGGCAUCUUGUGUCCAAACCUAGAUAUCAAACUUUUGUUAUUCUAAUUUAUGUUGUGCUUACACUGUAUAUAUUUCUAAAUCCAACCCAACUGACACAUAGUAUUCCAGCAGAGGAGUAGUGUUCGGUUUCCAUGUCUACAGGCAAAAUCAUAAUGAAAAUGCCAUGUCUGUGUACACUGUACUUGUUGGGAACUUGGGGGGUUAAUAGGGCUUCAACAGCAAAGUUUCUCCCUGCACCCCUUAAUGUAAUACCACUUUGUUAAAGUUUAAUUUCUGUGAAAAUGAAGAUGAGGCUUAAGCUCUUCAUUUCUUCAAAAAUCAUCAAACCUCAUUAAUUCCACUUAUAAACAUGUUUAUUUGGCGAUGUAAAAAAAACAUCAUAUUAAAAUUCAAGGUUAAA